Messenger RNA from Ictalurus punctatus (channel catfish), 5758 nucleotides. It is a transcript of the gene pik3cd, whose product is annotated as phosphatidylinositol-4,5-bisphosphate 3-kinase, catalytic subunit delta. Bases 271 to 3405 code for a protein of 1044 amino acids. Gene Ontology annotation, cellular component: plasma membrane; phosphatidylinositol 3-kinase complex; cytoplasm. Gene Ontology annotation, molecular function: 1-phosphatidylinositol-4-phosphate 3-kinase activity; 1-phosphatidylinositol-3-kinase activity. Gene Ontology annotation, biological process: phosphatidylinositol-mediated signaling; cell migration; phosphatidylinositol 3-kinase/protein kinase B signal transduction. The record is from RefSeq and is a predicted model, not a curated record. The transcript has 23 exons. NCBI's taxonomy places the organism in Eukaryota, Metazoa, Chordata, Actinopteri, Siluriformes, Ictaluridae.
CGUUGCCUGUCACUUCCCCACUCCUAAAUCACUAAGGAUAACUCUGGUGCUUGACACACAUCAACGACACGACGGACUAAAAUUAAGACGGAGGGAAGCUGUAAAACUGAAUGUUUGUGGAAAUCUAGAGCAGUGCGGCAGUUAGGCGUGAAGGGAGACUGUUUUUCGAUCUUGACCGCGUAUGAAGAGUAUGAUUGUGUUCAACAUGGAUUAAUAAGCAGCCGGCGAGGCUCGUACAGUGCAGUUGCCCGUAGAUGAACGACCCGCACCAUGCCGCCGGGGGUUUACUGCGACCUGCAGGAUGUGUGGGAGAAGGAGGGUCGGGAACAGGUCACCAUGGAGUUCCUCCUGCCGACGGGCAUCUACCUCAGUUUUCCCGUAGCAGGCAGUGACACCAUCGCCACAAUUAAAAAGAUGUUGUGGAAGAAUGCUCGGAGCGAGCCUCUCUUCAGCAUCCUGAGCGAUCCCGAUGCUUACGUGUUUACCUGCAUCAACCGGACAGCGGAGCGGGAGGAUCUGGAGGACGAGCAGCGGCGCUUGUGUGAAGUGCGGCCAUUCCUGCCUGUCUUCAGGCUGGUUGCACGUGAAGGGGACCGAGUGGAGAAGCUCAUUAACACCCAGAUUAGCCUGCUCCUAGGCAAAGGCCUGCAUGAGUUUGACACGCAAAAGAACCACGAGGUGAACGAAUUCCGGACGAAAAUGCGCUCCUUCUGUGAGGAAAAAGCUCAGGAACGGCAGCGGUUGCCAUGGCACCAGUGGAUGGAGUACAACUUUCCCUGUGACUUGGAGCCGAUCUCUGUAGGGGCUCAAAGUGGGAAGUCGCACAUAAACGUCAAAAAGAUUUUUAUCAACGUCAAGUUUGAGGCCAGCGAGGAGAGCUUCAUGCUGCAGUUGGACCCACAGGAUCUCCCUUUGGUCCUGAUGAAGAGCGCGCUCAGGAAAAAAGCCACUGUAUUCCGGCCAGUGAAGCAGGAGAAGCCCGAGGAUUACACCCUGCAGGUCAACGGGAGAUGGGAGUUCAUCUACGGGAAAUACCCGCUGUUCAGGUUUAAAUACAUUUUCUCAUGCUUGUACGGAGGCCUGACUCCCCAUGUGACCAUGGUGCAUCACUCCACUAUCGCUAAAUACCAAGAGGAGCAGGGGGGCUUGAGCAACCAGGUCUCCAAGAGCCGCUCUCAGUCUAAACCUCCACCUCUGCCUCUGAAAAAGCAAAACACAUCAUCACUGUGGUCCAUACAAGAGCCCUUCUACAUCCACCUGCUGCAUGGCACUCGGGUCAACGCCGAUGAGAGCAUGAAGCUUGUAGUGCAAGCAGGUCUUUUCCAUGGCAGUGAGCUUCUCUGUAAAGUGGUGACCAGCGGUGAGGUCAGUGUGUGCUCAGAUCCAGUGUGGGACCAGAAGCUAUCGUUCGACGUCAACCUAUGUGACCUUCCUCGCAUGACGCGCCUCUGUUUUGCCCUCUAUGGCGUGCUCGACAAGCCUAGGAAGCAGCGGUCAACCAAAAAGAAGAACAAAAAGGCUGACUGUCCUUUGGCCUGGGUGAACACGAUGUUGUUUGACUAUAAGGACCAGCUGAAGACAGGAGAUAUCUUCUUAUCCACUUGGCCUUCAGCUCCAGAUGACAAAGGUGAUUUGCUGAAUCCUAUGGGCACAGUGGAGAGAAAUCCCAACAUGGACAGCUCUGCAGGCCUCCUCAUUCACUUUGCCAGUUUCAGGCCACAUCCUCUCUACUACCCUCCCCUGGAAAAAUUGACUGAAAUAAACGGUGAGAAGGCAGUUGCCACGAAAGAGGAGAAUUUGAAACUGAAAGAGAUAGUGGACAAUAAAAACCACACCGAGUUCUUUGAGGAUGAGAAAGAGUUGCUGUGGAAGCUACGUGGGGAGGUGAGAGCGAAGUACCCAGAGAGCCUCUCCAAACUGCUACUCAUCACCAAGUGGAAUAAACAUGAGGAAGUAGCCCAGAUCGUGGCUCUAUUACGGAAAUGGCCAGACCUGCCAGCUCUGCACGCUCUGGAGCUGCUAGACUAUAGCUUCCCCGACCCCCACGUCCGCUCGUUCACCAUUCGCUGCCUCAGGAAGUUGUGUGAUGACGAACUCUUCCAGUACCUCCUGCAGCUGGUACAGGUUCUGAAGUAUGAGCCAUACCUGGACUGUGAUUUGACCACAUUCCUCCUGGACCGAGCUUUGUCCAACAAGAGGAUAGGCCACUUCCUGUUUUGGCAUCUGAGGUCUGAACUGCAUGUGCCCUCUGUCGGUCUGAAAUUUGGCCUCAUUCUGGAGGCUUACUGCAGAGGAAGCAUCUACCACAUGAAGAGUCUCAUGAAGCAGAAUGAGGCUCUGAGUAAAAUGAAAGCUCUGAAUGACUUUGUGAAGUCGGGCUCUCAGAAGUCGGUAUCCAGGUCGCAGAUCACUGAGGACAUGAAACUGUGCAUUAAACAGGACACGUACUUGGAGGCGCUAUCUGGUGUCGUGUCCCCCCUCAACCCGAGCAUCAUCCUCUCUGAAAUCUGCACGGACAGCUGUAAGUUUAUGGACUCUAAGAUGAAGCCUCUCUGGCUGAUGUACAAGAACAAGUGUGUACAGUCAGACACUUUGGGCAUUAUCUUCAAGAAUGGAGAUGAUCUGAGACAGGAUAUGCUAACCCUUCAAAUGAUCCAGCUAAUGGAUAUUCUGUGGAAGACAGAAGGGCUGGACCUUAGAAUGAUCCCCUAUGGCUGCUUGUCUACUGGGAAUAAAACGGGUCUUAUCGAGGUGGUGAAAAACUCAGACACCAUCGCAAACAUCCAGAGGAAUAAGAGCAACAGCGCUGCUACUGCGGCCUUCAACAAAGAUGCUCUUCUCGACUGGCUAAAAUCCAAGAACCCAGGGGAUAAACUGGAUCAAGCCAUCGAAGAGUUCACACUGUCUUGUGCAGGCUACUGUGUAGCUACUUAUGUUUUGGGAAUUGGAGACCGCCACAGUGACAACAUCAUGAUCCGGGAGAAUGGUCAGUUAUUCCAUAUAGACUUUGGACAUUUUUUGGGGAACUUCAAGGCGAAGUUUGGGAUUAACAGAGAACGUGUGCCUUUUAUUCUGACUUACGACUUUGUCCACGUCAUUCAGCAGGGCCGAACAAACAACAGUGAGAAAUUUGAACGUUUUCGUGAGUGUUGUGAACAGGCCUAUAAGAUCCUCUGUCGAAACGGAACUCUUUUCGUGAACCUCUUUGCCUUGAUGAGAGCUGCAGGACUCCCUGAGCUCAGUUCCUCCAAAGACAUUCAGUACCUAAAGGAUUCCUUAGCACUCGGCAGAUCUGAGGAGGAAGCACUGAAGAAUUUUAAAGUGAAGUUCAAUGAAGCUCUGCGAGAGAGCUGGAAGACCAAGGUGAACUGGAUGAUGCACACUUUUGCCAAAGAUAACAGAUGAACUCUGGCAUGUUGAAGCAGAGGCUUUGGCAAGCCGUUCGAAUCGAGUCCCAUUUUGAAGCCAGGAUUUGAACCAGUUCCAGAACUAGUUUCUUGUAAAGUGGAAAUUCCUCUGUUGUCUGUGUAUUUUGCUUUGUUAAAUUGUUGGCGUCUUCACUGCAGUUCAGUGGAGGACUCUAGCUACGAAAUGGGGAAUGUCUGAAUUAUUUGUGAGAAAUGUAAGAAAUUCUACAGCUCAUAAUUGCCGCUAAUUUAUCCUCAGUCACUGACUUGAUGCUUUGUAAGGCACUGGAAAAUGUUUUGAACUCUGAAUAUGAAUAUGAUCUGAAAGAAUGCAUGUAUUUAUGACUAUUAGUUGUACAGAAGAGAUUGACUACUGGCCAGGAGAAAGAAACACGUUCGGUGUUUCAUAGAGUUUACAUUCCAUCUUACUUAAAGUUUUACUUUAUCGAUUUGUACUUGAAUGUUUUGGUUGUAAAUAUUCCUUAUUUUGUGACUUGUAUUUUGGUAUUUAAAGUUUUGAGCAGUAUUUUUUAAUUACAUGUAUAAAGAAAAAUCAUGAGAUUAUUCAUAGUUAUGGAUACGAGACAGCGUUUGUAUUGGGGGGAAAAGCAGAACUGAGCCUGAAAUGUUUUGUGUCUUGGAUAUUUGUGACCUGUGGAAUGAGAUAUUUAUUAAGAUCUAAAGAGUUUCUGCACAUGUUCUCCUUGUGUACUUGUGGGUUUCCUUGGGGUUGUCUAGUUUCUUCCCACCCCCAAAAACAUGCCAUUGGGUUGAUUAGUUAUGUUAAAUUGCCCUUUGGUGUGAAUAAGUGUGUGCGAUCCUCUGCACUGUACCUGUGUCCUAUUCUUGGUAUUUUCUCGCCUUGUGCCCAGUGAUCCUGGGAUAGGCUCCGGAUCCACCAUGACCCUGACCAGGAUAAAGCGGUUACUGAAGAUGAAUGAAUGAAUGAACAAUUUACGGUCUGUUGUCCAGACACGUGUUGGCCCAGUAUUUUCCACAAUUUGUUGGCUGUGUAUGCACUCCACAAAGACAGAUCAGUUUAAUUGAUCUACCUCUUUGGUAAACAUCAGGGCAAGGCAAGAAAUAAGUUUUUUGUCCUGGAAGUUUAGAGAUUUGUUAGUGGUUGGAAACAAUGUGCCUACGUUUGAGAUUAACUGCACUCAAACACUUUUUUGAGCUACUUUUGUUUGUGUAAAAUCUCACACUUCUUAAUAUUUAAGUGCAGCUAUGUAUAUUUGAUGUUUUCAUUUUGAUUCAUUUUGAUGUUCAGAUUAAAUCUGCUUUAUUUUCAUAAUGUUAGCUGUAAUGAACCAGAUGUACCCUCCUAUGACCUGAAUGUCAUUAAAUGUGUGUCGGUGUUUGAGCAGAAAUGUGGGUCUGUGGGCCAGAAAAUAUGACAAACACUCCCUGCAUUUCAAUAUUGUUUUUACCACACCCUUGACAAAUUUCCUCUCAGAAGUACAUGCUAUAAUUCACAGCACUGACCACUUGUAAAGUAUAGGAGGAUUGUAACAAAGCAGAUUUUUCAUAACAUUGUACAAUGUACGCAAGGCAGUCUAUUAGUUUACCUACAUACAGGCAUAUUGGCUUGCUAGCUGGUGUCCUGAUUAGCUGUUUUGGUAACUAAAUAUACCAAUAAAAUGUAAUAAUAAUAAUAAUAAUGAUGAUGAUUUCUUUGGUGACAUUUUCUUUAAACAAUAUACAAUUCAUAUUAACCCACUGACUAGCCUUGUGAUAGUAGAUUCUAAUGUAGCUGUCUAAUUAACUAGCUAGCUAGCAAGAAUGAUAAGUAGCCAGGAUGCUAACAUGCUAUCAGAAUGAAACCAAGCUAUGUUCCUGAAUUUUACAGCAAUUUUGACCUAAUCCCUUAGAAAUCCAGGAGCUCUUCUAACAACUUCUUGUGUGCUAAUGAAAUAUUUAAGCAGCGCUACAGAUUCUGUGGAAGAUUCAGUGGAAAGCCGAGAAUAGUACGAUCUAAAGCAGUAUUGAAAUUCAGGAUGAGUCACUUCAAAUGAUCCAUCAGUCACAUGCUUCUCAUCAAUCUCAUCACUUUCUUUGUAUUAAAAUGAUGGUGGCCAAAUCUAAUUGUUACAAAUGUGUAAAUGUUAAAAAUACAAAAAGCAAACAAAAACUAAAAAUCCACAGGAACACGUACUGCAUUCUUAUUUAUUCAUCAGCUAUUUAAUAAAAAUGAUGGCAGAAAAGGUCUGGGACUGGAGUCUGUGGUAUUUUGGUUUUCAGUCAUGUUAGGCAUUAUCUGUGCAAGCCUUGCUUACAAGGUGUUGCUAAAUGUGCAAUGCAUUGUUUGUUAAAGAAAUGCUUUAAAUGUCAUAAAGGACAAAAUUUCCUGA